Messenger RNA from Rhagoletis zephyria (snowberry fruit fly), 497 nucleotides. RefSeq names its product putative nuclease HARBI1. The record is from RefSeq and is a predicted model, not a curated record. Lineage: Eukaryota; Metazoa; Arthropoda; Insecta; Diptera; Tephritidae.
UCUAAUUUGGAAUAUUAGCCAAGCGAGAACAAUUCUGAAGGAGCGAUACGAUGCUGGGGAGCGUAGAUGCUGGCUCUUAGGUGAUGCGGGUUAUCCUCUUGAACCAUACAUUAUGACGCCAUAUCGAUCCGCAGCAGAAGGAAGUCCAGAAGCUAUUUACAACAACAAACAUGCCAAAGCUAGAAACAUAGUUGAACGCACUAUUGGAGUGUUAAAAAACCGAUUUCGCUGUUUGCUCGGUGCACGUCAACUUCACUAUACGCCAUCUAAGGCCACGCAAAUCGCUAAUGUAUGUGCAGCACUCAACAACAUUUGCAUCGAGUUUGGUUCACACAUCAAAAACGAGGAUGCAGACAUUACAGAACUAAACGAAGACAAUGUUGACAAUACUGAUGAUGUGGAAAAUAGCAUAAAUAUUGAAGCUUCGCAAAUUAGAGAACAAAUAAAAAACAGUUUUGUGUAAUUUCAGUUCAUUCUUUUUUUAUAAAAUAAAUGGA